UCAACGUUCGGUUGGUUCCUCCUCGAAGCAGACCAGUUUUCAGCUCUUCACUGCAAUUUCCGAUCAAUCCUCGACGAAUUUCCGACCUAAAGCUCCCUCCUUACAGGUGACGGUUUCAACUAUGGCUUCCUCCUCCUCUGAGCCAACUGCUAAACCAGAAGGAAGCAGUGGCAAUGAUGUUUGUGGUGGAGAAACAUCAGAAACAGCAGGGCCUACAGGAAGUGAUCAGCUAUCUUUGUACAGAGUACUGAAGAAAGCAAAGAAAGAGAGGGUCUGCACAGCUAAAGAACGCAUCAGCAAAAUGCCCCCGUGCACUGCUGGCAAGCGAAGCUCUGUAUAUCGUGGUGUCACUAGGCAUAGAUGGACUGGUCGUUAUGAAGCUCAUCUUUGGGAUAAAAGCACCUGGAAUCAAAAUCAAAAUAAGAAGGGAAAACAAGUUUAUUUGGGUGCAUAUGAUGAUGAGGAGGCUGCUGCCAGAGCAUAUGAUCUUGCUGCUUUGAAAUAUUGGGGUCCUGGAACACUCAUUAAUUUUCCAGUAACAGAUUAUACAAGGGACCUUGAAGAAAUGCAAAACCUUUCAAGGGAGGAUUAUCUUGCAUCACUUAGAAGAAAGAGCAGUGGAUUUUCGAGAGGAAUCUCUAAAUAUCGUCCACUUUCUAGUAGUCGGUGGGAUUCACAAUUUGGUCGUUUACAAGGAGCUGACUAUUUCAGCAGCAAACAUCAUGGUGACUGUGGUGAUGUCACUGCAGAUAAUGAAUAUGUAGCCGGUUAUUGCAUGGACCAAAAAAUUGAUUUGUCAAGUUAUAUCAAGUGGUGGGGAGCCAGCAAAGCUCGUCAAGCAGAUUCUUAUGUAAAAGGGACAUCAGAGGAAACCAAGCAUGGUUGUUCUGAGGAUACUGGUAAUGAAGCUUCAGAAUUGGCAGUUCAGCCAACUGAACCCUAUGAGAUGCCACGUCUGGGCUUGUCACAAAAAGGAAAAAGUCAUAAAAGCUCCACAACUUCUGCUAUGAGCAUUUUGUCACAAUGUGCAGCUUACAAGAAUUUGCAAGAGAAGGUAGCAAAGAAGAAAGAAAAAGUUGAGAAUGAUGAGAAUGAAAACAAAAAUACUAUCAACAAAAUUGAUUAUGGGAAGACAAUUGAGAAAUCAAUACAUGAUGCUGGAAAUGAGAGGCUUGGAGCUUUAUUUGGAAGUAGUGUAGGAUUAACAAUCAACAGAAACAUCCACCCGCUCACUCCUAUCUUGUCCGCUCCCCUACUAACCAACUACAACAGCAUAGAUGCCUUAACAGACCCUGUUCUUUGGACGUCUCUUGUUCCUGUUUUUCCUUCAGGAUCUUCACGUGCUACUGAGGUCACAAAGCACGAGUCUGGUUCGGAUUAUACUUUUUUCCAGCAAGAAGACUGAAUCUCUCAUAAGAUGAAAGUUGUUGCUACAGACUUAUGGUGUCCAUCUAUGAGUUUAAGUUGUUGAAGGGUGGGCAAACACUAAAUUUUCAGAAGGUUUGUACUUUGUAUAAUUAUAGCUUUUCCUGAAUGUAAAAUGGUGAGUUCCCUGAGAUAAUGGUUCCUGCAUGUAGAAAUGUAAAAUAGCCGAUGAUGUUUAUUUAUUUAUUUAUUCUUUCUUUCUUUUAGACCAGUUUGAUUCAA
Messenger RNA from Ipomoea nil (Japanese morning glory), 1647 nucleotides. Its product is annotated as AP2-like ethylene-responsive transcription factor At2g41710. Gene Ontology annotation, molecular function: DNA binding; DNA-binding transcription factor activity. The record is from RefSeq and is a predicted model, not a curated record. Bases 122 to 1405 code for a protein of 427 amino acids. Lineage: Eukaryota; Viridiplantae; Streptophyta; Magnoliopsida; Solanales; Convolvulaceae. Gene Ontology annotation, biological process: regulation of DNA-templated transcription. The transcript has 10 exons.